AUGCAAAUGGCUAAGACACGUGCGAACAGCGGACAUGUAAAAUGCAGCCACCUUUCUUGUGUUUGUCAUUUCAUUCAGUGGCAUCGUUCAAAGCUACGAAGAUUGGAAGAAGACACAUAUUGCAAAGGCUCAUCAAACGGGAGCAGAUAUAAUGUGAAAUAUUACAAGUAAGUAAAUAAAUAAAUAAAUAAAUAGUUGAUGGACUGUGCCUGAUGUGUGGAAGACUGCACCAAUAAGAGUGAGGAUAAGCUAUUAGUUGAAAACUAUCGACCUAUUUCGGUAUGCUGGUAUUAAGCAAAGUUAUGGAUAAAGUUGUUCACGAACAACUGACUGCACAUCUUGAUCAGUGGGAUUUUUGUAUCCGCAUCGGUAUGGUUUUAGGCGUCGGCAUAGCACUGUACAGGCGAUAGAACAAAUGAACAGGUGGGCGGUUGAAGCCAUGAAAGAGAAAUAACUCACUGGCUUUCUAUUUGACGAUAUAUCCAAAGCAUUUGAUUCCAUAAACCAUAAAGUUUUAUUGGGAAAGCUAGAACAUAUCGGAUUGUUUAAAAGUGCAUUGGAAUGGUUCAAAUCGUAUAUUGUAGACAGAUAGCAAUGUGUGGUGGGUGUUAAAGGAGAGUUAUCAGAAACCCUUCAAAUCGACCUUGGUGUCACUCAAGGGAGUAUCAUGGGCCCGUUAUUAUUGAAUAUUUAUGUAAACAGUUUGUCAAAAGCUGCAAAAAUUAAAGUGUUGCAUGAAUUUGUAUACUGACGUCGCCGUUCUAAUUUAUGCUGCAUCUACACCUGUGGAUCUUGAAAAGAUUUCAGUCUAAAGACCUAUUUACACUUGCAAUUUUUGCUGCGAUUUUAAGUGCGAUUUUUUCUGCUGACGUAUGGCGACAUGAAAUCGCCAGUGUAAACACCCUGCGAUUUAAGUGCAAUUUCAGUCCAAAUCAAGUGCAACAAGGUGCGAUAUUUUCGAUCUUGCUCGAAAUUUAAUGCACUUCGCUGCAAUUUUUGCAAUAAAAUUAGGCAAAACGUGACUCUGCCACCCCUGCAGUUGUUUUUGGGGGAGCAAAAAUGGCGCAAAAAAACAAAUACGGUGCAGAAAUGUAAAAAUAAAAAGGUAUGUUGGACAGUCGAGGAAGAAGAGCUUUUGGUGGAGUUAUGGCCAAACUAUGAAUGUCUUUAUAAGACAAACAGUCCAGAGUUCAAGAGAGUGGACAAACGGCAGUCUGCCCGCGAAGACAUAAGAAGAAAACUUGAAACAGAGCUGGAAAGCUCGUUCACUGGUAAAAAAGCAUUUAAUUUGACUUUUAAUUUGAUAACCAAACAGUGUAUAAUUUAUAAAUUUGUAUUUAGCUACUUCAAUGAAAUAGCUAUAUAAAUGCUUUUAGAUUUCUAGACAAUGUAUUUCAUCAAACCUUAACCAUAAAUAAUGCCAUGAACGUCCGUCUGUUUUUCAGUUUUUGCUUGUUUGGCAAACAACUUGUGGCAAAAUCACCAGUGCAGUGAUUUAUAAUAUUAUCUUUUAACUUUUAUACCAAAACCAUUUUUUGUUCCUUCUUUUACCAUUCAAGAUGCAGAUAUUAAAGCUAAGAUUAGCAACUUGCGAACCCAGUACGGCAAGGAGAUGGGAAAAGUGAGAGCUUCCGUAGCGAGUGGUGCAGGGACGAGCAGCGUUUACGAGCCAUCAUGGCGAUUUUAUAACUCAUUGCAUAUUCUGCGAGACAGUAUCACACCGGUGAAAACGAAGCCAACGUCGGGCGUUCCAGAAGUCAGACUAACACUAGUUGCAUCAGAGCUGGCAUCAAGCGAAGUUCAAUUGGAGCCGAGUGAAGAUACAAACAACAGUGACGACAAUGUCAAUGGACAAUGAAAAUAAUUUAUUAAACGACCCAAGUGAGUUAAUAAACGACGAGUUUUCCAUAUCAAGACCAUUCAACGUCCUAACCCAGUCGCAAAACGAUCCCAGCAAGUCGGUGAAGUCGAAAGCCAAUGUCCGUGAAAAGAUGGAGAAUAUUGUCUUACAAAAAUCGUUGACGGUGCUGGACAAGCUCGCUACUAAUAAGCGCAAGCAUUCGGAGGAACUUGACGCCGAUGAAACGUUCGGUAUGCACGUUGCACAUUCGUUGAGGCAAAUUGAAGACCGGCGUACUAAAGAUUCAGCACUUUUGUUUGAUGCUGAGUGCAGCGGACAGGAUCAACUGCCAUCAGCCUCUUGGGCAUCUGAAAGUCGAAGACUUAUGUUUUAA
This is a messenger RNA of Paramuricea clavata, 2234 nucleotides long. The record is from the annotation of a GenBank genome assembly. Lineage: Eukaryota; Metazoa; Cnidaria; Anthozoa; Malacalcyonacea; Plexauridae.